CAUAUGAUCACAACUCAGAGUAGCCUAAGGUUGACGGUCUCAACUACUGUGAUACAACAAUUCUAUAAUAUGGAAUAUCUUUGCGCGUUAAGUUUUCUUCUCAUGGCUUUGUUUGAAAACGUUUCAACUUUGAAGUCUAAAGAUGUGUGCUUGCUCGAAAUGGAUGAGGGGCCAUGUAGGGCGGACAUUCAGCGUUACUUUUACAACAGAAGCAGUCAGCGCUGCGAAGAAUUCAGCUACGGCGGCUGCCAGGGAAACGGGAACAACUUUAAUAGUUAUGCUGAAUGUCAGAAAGCAUGCUGGAAGAUACCAAAAAUCCCUCAGAUCUGCAGGUUUCCCAUGAAUGUGGGACCGUGUCGUGCUCUUCACAAGAAAUAUUUCUUCAACAUGACCUCUAUGCAGUGCGAAAUAUUCUUUUACGGUGGCUGUGAUGGCAACGAAAACCGUUUCGACAGUAUGGAUUCCUGCUUAGAAUACUGCAAACCUCGAAAAACUUUCCCUUUGGUGUGUCUUGAUCCCCUGGACAAAGGCCGGUGCUCUGCCUCCAUACCUCGCUACUACUUUAACUCCGUCACCAAGAUGUGUAAGGAGUUUGAGUAUUCUGGUUGUGGAGGAAGCAAUAACAACUUUAUUUCAAGACAAAGUUGCAUUGAUGUCUGUGGUAAAGGUGGGAAGCCGCCUAGGAAACCUAGGAGGAGGUCUGGGUCAAGAAUUCUUAGACGUCAAUCAUAAAGGAAAACAAAUACAACACUAUAUCUGCAUCCCCUUAAGCUCUGGUUUUAUGAAGGAGCAGUCUUGCUUGCAGAAGAUGUUUUGGGAAGUUGUCACUAUAACUUAGAGCACUUACAAGACCUGAAGAGAACUAUCUGCACUGAGGGCCUGGCUCUGGUGAAAGAGGCCGAUUCGUCUCCAGUAUUGGUUGCCAGCCCAUCCAGAUAAAAUGUGCCAAUAACAAUCCAGCUAUGGUUUUCUGCUGAGCACCAACAGAAGUUUUACUGUUUAAAAUGUGAAUGUACAUAUCCUUGUUUGUACUGCUUAUUGUAUGAUACUGUUUUUAAAUCACACACAACAGGAUAAAAGGCUUCUAAUAUUUGGUAUUUUAUUGUGAUAUUUUAUUAUACAUUUUGUUGCACUUAUAUUUUCAAAGUUAUGUAUUUUUUUACUUUGUGUUUGUGUAUGUGUGAUAUAUUGACAAUGACCAUAGUGGUUUGCUUUUUUUAAAAAAUAUUUUGCCAAAUCACACUGCUGUUUGACACUCAGAGCUUCUGUCAUCACUGAAUUUAACCUGUCAAUUUAUGUGCAAAAAUAUGACCAAAUGUAACCAGGAAUCACAUUUGCAAUAAACAAAAACUCUGAAGAAACUUU
Molecule: messenger RNA, 1365 nt
Organism: Alosa alosa (allis shad)
Lineage: Eukaryota; Metazoa; Chordata; Actinopteri; Clupeiformes; Clupeidae
Gene: tfpi2
Product: tissue factor pathway inhibitor 2
Exons: 5
Coding region: 4-732 (242 amino acids)
Cellular component (GO): plasma membrane; cell surface
Molecular function (GO): serine-type endopeptidase inhibitor activity
Source: RefSeq, a predicted model, not a curated record